AUGUCCUUCACACAUGAUAUACUAUCAUCAAUUCCCAGUUAUAAUGCAGCUCUGAACCUCAACACCAAUACAAGCGUUCCAAAUAACUCCAGUUUGUACAUUGGAGAUUGUUUAAAACUAGACCCCGACGGUCGGCCCUAUAUUCCGUGGAUGUAUGAUGUAAUGGGAGAAUGUGUACACAGUGGCUUAGAACAAGCCUCUUUCUAUGUUGGUUUAUUAAGUUUAGUUUUAUAUUUAUUUGGUGGUAUUCCACAAGUGAUUACAACGUUUAGGAAAGGGCAUGCAGACGGCCUUUCUGUAGUAACUCUUGCUCAAUGGAUGAUUGCAGACGGAAGUAAUCUAAUAGGGGCUGCAUUAACAGGCCAGUUAUUUACCCAGAUUUUAUUGGCUGCUUAUUUUGUUCUGAUGGACUUUAUUUUCAUUGGGCAGUACUUAUUCUAUAAUUCACGAAAGCUGUGGCGAAAGCAUGUUCAAAAGAAAAAGGAUUUAAAAUCAGGGUUGUCAAAUGUUGUAAACCCCAAACAAGCUCAUGACGAACACCCAGAAAUAAUAACCAUUACCGAUUUUCAUGCAGAAACGCUUCAUGAUGAACAUCCAAUGGAAAUAAGGGAUGAUACCAAAAGAAAAGAGGUGCUAGAAGGUGUACAUAUCUCGGGAGAUGUUAGCGCACGGGUUGGUGUUGGUGUAAAUGUUGGUGCAGCAAUGAUGCCUGCUCAUUUGCAUUACCAAGGUGAAGAAGAAACAUCCUCUGACACAAGCUCUCCCAUGGGAGAAAAUAUUCACAUUGAAUUUGACGUACCACACCAACCAACAAUCAUAUCUAUACAAGACCCUGUGAUUACCGCUUCUAGUUUACCUGAAAAUUCACAUUUACCAUUCUCUCAAAUUUCUGCUCAAUCCACCACGACCUCAGAAGCCUUUUCCAAUAACCCUUCUAACCCAAAACCCCCUAACACAAAACUAUAUUCCUUUUCAACAUUCUUCAUCGUUUUCUCAAUUUUAAUAAUACUAUCAUGUUCCAUUUACAAGAUAUUAACUCCGUUGAAACAUGAUUCACAGGAAGUGGCUUCAACUAUUAAAACAGGAAGAAAACUUCUUUCAAGUAGAUUGGUCUACGGAACAGCUCAAGAUUCAACAGCACAAAAAGAUCACAACGCACGGGAGUUUCCUCCUGUAAAGCCUUAUGCCAUUGUUGGAUACGUUAUUGGUUGUGUAUCUACAGUUUGUUAUAUGGGCUCCAGAAUUGCACAAAUUGUUAACAAUUUUCGAAGAGGUUCAACUGAAGGUAUGAACCCUGUGUUAUUUAUUUGCUCUGUUGUCGGCAAUUUAUUAUAUGCGUUGAGUAUUUUCCUUUUCAGUAUUGAUUCAUCAUACUUAAGCUCCAAGAUACCAUGGUUAGCAAGCAGUUUAGGCAAUCAGUUUCUUGAUUAUACGAUUUUGAGUCAAUAUGUGUUUUAUACGUUCAUCAAGAAGAAAAAACAAAACGUAACAAGCAAGGAAAAAGAGAUUGAGCUACUCACCAGAGCAAGCAAAGCUUUAGCCAAGAUUUAUACACCAAUUAAUCAAGUGGAUCGUGACCAUGCAAAAGACAUAAACCCACUUGGUAAAUGA
Molecule: messenger RNA, 1611 nt
Organism: Naegleria lovaniensis
Lineage: Eukaryota; Heterolobosea; Eutetramitea; Acrasida; Naegleriidae
Exons: 1
Coding region: 1-1611 (536 amino acids)
Source: RefSeq, a predicted model, not a curated record